Ixodes scapularis (black-legged tick) is the source of this 862-nucleotide messenger RNA. RefSeq names its product transcription initiation factor TFIID subunit 12. Gene Ontology annotation, biological process: RNA polymerase II preinitiation complex assembly; DNA-templated transcription initiation. The record is from RefSeq and is a predicted model, not a curated record. Gene Ontology annotation, molecular function: DNA binding; TBP-class protein binding; protein heterodimerization activity. The transcript has 7 exons. NCBI's taxonomy places the organism in Eukaryota, Metazoa, Arthropoda, Arachnida, Ixodida, Ixodidae. The coding region runs from base 139 to 801 and encodes 220 amino acids. Gene Ontology annotation, cellular component: SLIK (SAGA-like) complex; transcription factor TFIID complex; SAGA complex.
AGUGCGCGUGGAAAGAAGAGUUAGAAACCGCCUGGAGACGAGGUUAUCCAGGAUCUGGGUUCGAUUGUUGCUUGUCGUUGCUGGAUGUUGGUGCUCAGAAUGGCACCUUGAGAAGUAAACCUGGAGUUCUCAACUGCGAUGGCCACGGUCCCAUCGAGUGUGGUGACCACAGCCAGCAUCUACACCACCUCCGUGCCCCUGUGCCAAGCGACGAUCGAGAACCAGCUGUGCGCUACCUCCACCGUUGCCCUGCCCAUUCAAGUGUCCAUGCCCUCCAUAGUCACACACACGAUGGUCCAGCCCACGUCGGCGCUCACGGGGACCAUCACCGUCCCCGCUGUGACUCCGACGGUGACGCCCAUAACAUCGACAAACCUCGGCAUCGCCACCGCGUGCACCCCAGUUCUGACCACGACCAUGGUGAAGACAGCCCCAACCAGUCUGCCCGAACGACACAUCAACACUGGCGACGGUGUUCAGGUGCUGAACAAGCAAAGACUCCAGGACCUUGUCAAGGAAGUCGACCCCAAUGAACAACUGGACGAUGACGUUGAGGAGCUCCUGUUGCAAAUAGCAGACGAGUUUAUUGAGAAUGUGGUGACAACAUCCUGCCUCCUGGCGAAACACAGAAAGUCCACCACCCUCGAAACCAAAGACGUCCAGCUGAGCCUGGAGAAAAACUGGAACAUGUGGAUUCCUGGCUUUGGUGCUGAUGAAUUGCAGCCGUACAAGAAAUCAAGCAGUACUGAGGCACACAAGCAGCGCAUGGCCCUUAUCAGGAAAACACUCAAGAAGUACUAGAAUGUUUCUCUUUUUUAUGUUGAGUUUUGAAAUAAAUUAGUACCUGUGUGUUCACAAAGUC